AUGGGUAAAUCACACGGUUACAGAUCAGGUACUCGUUACGCUUUCCAACGUGACUUCAAAAAGCAUGGUACUAUUGCUUUAUCUACUUACUUGAAGACUUACAAAGUUGGUGAUAUUGUUGAUAUCAAAGCCAACGGUGCAGUCCAAAAGGGUAUGCCACACAAAUACUACCACGGUAAAACUGGUAUUGUUUACAAUGUUACUAAAUCAUCUGUUGGUGUUAUCAUUAACAAAGUUGUUGGUAACAGAUACAUCGAAAAAAGAGUUAACUUAAGAAUUGAACAUGUUAAACACUCUGCUUGUCGUCAAGAAUUUUUGAACAGAGUCAAAACCAAUGCUGCUUUGAAAAGAGAAGCCAAAGCUAAAGGUGAACAAGUUUACUUAAAAAGACAACCAGCUAAACCAAGAGAAGCUAGAGUUAUCUCUACCGAAGGUAACGUUCCUCAAACUUUAGCUCCAGUUCCAUACGAAACUUUCAUUUAA
This is a messenger RNA of Hyphopichia burtonii NRRL Y-1933, 483 nucleotides long. RefSeq names its product 60S ribosomal protein eL21. Gene Ontology annotation, biological process: translation. The transcript has 2 exons. Bases 1 to 483 code for a protein of 160 amino acids. The record is from RefSeq and is a predicted model, not a curated record. Gene Ontology annotation, molecular function: structural constituent of ribosome. NCBI's taxonomy places the organism in Eukaryota, Fungi, Ascomycota, Pichiomycetes, Serinales, Debaryomycetaceae. Gene Ontology annotation, cellular component: cytosolic large ribosomal subunit; ribosome.